This is a messenger RNA of Eruca vesicaria subsp. sativa (arugula), 778 nucleotides long. The record is from the annotation of a GenBank genome assembly. Lineage: Eukaryota; Viridiplantae; Streptophyta; Magnoliopsida; Brassicales; Brassicaceae.
AAGAAAGCAAGCCUUUAAUGCUUAGACUCUUGUUCACGUGAAAAACAGAUUGAAAUUGGAUACACACAGCAGAUUCGGUUUUGGUACAUCAUCAUAUCGCAUCUAUAAAUAUCUACGACGCAUAAGUCUUUACUUCCCAAACUAAACUGAGAUGAGUUUUGGACUUCGUCUUCUUUUGUUUCUCAUGCUAACCCUUCCACUUGUUACAUCUUCUAGCCGCAAGACUCUUUCUGUUUCAGGAAUUGGGAAAACAGAGGUAGCAAGAAAAUUAUUGAUGGUGAGCAUGGAGGAUUAUGGUGAUCCAUCUGCAAACACCAGACACGAUCCCAGCGUUCCCACCAAUGCAAAGGCUGACACAACACCUUAGAACCCUUUUCACUAAACUAUGUUGAAUAAAUACUGUACAAACAAUAAUCUGCUUUAAGUAAAGUUCAAAAAUAAAUCUGUUUUAAGCGAGUUGAAUUCUAUUCAUCUGAGUAGCAAAAAUUGGCAAAAUUUGAAGAAACCCACGUAAGCUAUGUACCACUCAAUUUGGGGGCAGUAAGACAUGGUUUUGGUGUUAAACAAAAAAAAAAAGGGACGUUUUGGCACAUUAGCUUUUGACAUAAACAUUAUUUUGUUUCUAAUAUGGAGCUUCAGGUUAGGGUUUCAGAACCUUAUAACCAUGGACUACUGAGUGCAUCUUUCCCUGAAAGGUUUCGCCAAGGUUCUGCGGAUGAGAUCUAAUAACUCUCUCCAACGGAAAUUUACCUUCUUUUAAUUUAGAGAAUACCUGCAA